CGACAGGCUGCCUGGCAUGAGCGGACAUGAAGACAUGAUCACACGCUGAGUCAUCAUGAUCGGUGACGUAUCCACUGACUGACAAUGACGUUGUUAUUCCAAGUCAGUCUAACAUUUCGGGAUUGCCUAGACAAAUACUUCAACUUGACUUCACCGGCACCAUUAGAUGGAGCGUGUUUUGUCUUCAACGCCCAGUGGAAAAACACAGUACUUCGACGCGCUCCAGUAUCCUGCCGAGAACAUUGACAUCAAGCAAUCCAACAGUCAGGGGCAAAACCUCUCGAUGCCAAAAAAAUCAGGAAAUACUCCUACACCAAACGGUAACAUCCCAGGCUCAAAUGCCUCGCCCAAAAAGAAUAUUUUGGUAUGGGGGACAGCCACGCGGAGUUCACAAAGCGUCACGGCGAAAAUCAUCCAGACCGCAGCAGGUCCCCGUCGAUCCAAUCGCUUCCCGUGUGUACGGAGGACAUAGAUGAGGAUGCACCUUUCGCUCAUAGUAUGGAAGACGGACAUACCCCUCCGUUGGGAAGAAAGGCGUCUGUGCGCACAACAAGAAGCAAUCGCACGACUAGAUCAGUGGCUGAGGCGACAGCAGCCUUCCAGAGCGGGUCGGUCCUCACCGGUCCAAACGCCGAGCCAGAUGUAGAUGAGGGUGUGGUCCAACGGGGCGUCAUCGCUGAGAGAUCUUUGAGUAAGAAGCAGAAAGAAAAAAUAAUCAAGGAUGAGAAACGAGAGUCGAAGUGUUUUUCCAAGCUUUUGAAGACAGAAUCUAAGUUGGAAAAAGCUGCAUUGGCACGGGCUCUUAAGUCUCUCGCGGCUCUGCAAGAUCUUCACAAGGCCGCCUGCAAACUUGAGACCAGAGCAGAGGCAGCCCACUCCAAGUCACUCUUGGCCGCUCAGCAAGCUGAGAGCACGUUCCUGGAAGUAAGGGCUCGUGCUGAGGAGGAGCGUGCGCGGUGGGAGGGCAAGCAAGUAGAGGUCAAGGCUCAAGAGGAACGCUUGGAAGCGGAGAGGGAAAUUGUAAGGGAGAUGGAGGAUCGCAUGGCAGAAUGCGCCCGCGAGAUCGAAAAAUUGAGGAUCGUGAAGGCUACAGACGAGAGAGAAAGGGAAGCCAAGAUGGCAGAAAUGUUGGGAAAGAGAACAUGAACCUUCUUUUUAUCUUUAUUAUAUUCAUUGCAAUUCUUUUGAACAUCGAUGCAUACCAUCAUACUGGACUACGGCCGUUCUCAGAUACGCUGUUGACACAAUCAUCGCCAUGCUUGUAAUAACUUUCACAUUAAUAUCUCGCUACACAUGAUUAUGUACCAAUACACGCACAAGACAUCAUAGCAUAACCAGUGAUGCCCUACAACGCAGGAAGAAAGAAAUGCCAAGAAUCAAAGGAGCGAAAACGGUCAGACGACUGUUUUUAGAUCAUGCGAGUGGAGCCAUUGCAGCCGGUGACUUGGAUUUGGUGAAAAUGUCACGUACGAAUCGAUAUCAAUGAGUCAUCU
Molecule: messenger RNA, 1493 nt
Organism: Suillus fuscotomentosus
Lineage: Eukaryota; Fungi; Basidiomycota; Agaricomycetes; Boletales; Suillaceae
Exons: 3
Coding region: 367-1146 (259 amino acids)
Source: RefSeq, a predicted model, not a curated record